Messenger RNA from Clunio marinus, 725 nucleotides. NCBI's taxonomy places the organism in Eukaryota, Metazoa, Arthropoda, Insecta, Diptera, Chironomidae. The record is from the annotation of a GenBank genome assembly.
GUCAGCAUUCAAGUUUAGCGAGUUCACCAAGAAGUUGCAUUAUUUUUUUCUUGUAAGCAUAUCGAACGGAAGUAAAAUGUUGAAGAUUGCAGUUUUAUUCACACUUGUCGCUGUAACAAUUGCUGGAGUAAUUCACGAAUAUUCAGGAGAUCAUGCAGGCGGUGAAGGUCAACAUUAUGAAACAGAACAUCAUCAUGAAGUAAAUCAUAAGAACGCCGAAUCACAUCAAUCAGUGAAGUUUAUUCACUUCCAUGCAGUUCCUGUUUAUGUUAAGAAAGAAGAUCAGAAAUAUUUACAUCAUCCAGUUGAGAUUGGUUCCAACAAACAUAAGUUGAAGCUCAUCCAUCCUGAAACAGAACAUGCUAAGGGACAUGGACUUACGUUGGAGAACCACAGCGAACAUCAAAGUCACAAAGUAGAAUAUCCUCACGAAGAACAUCAUGUAGCAAGUGAAGGUGGAGCUCAUGAACAAUCCUAUGAAGUUCAACCGGAAUUUGACUUCGCAGCAUAUGAAGCAGCUCAUCAUUAAACAAGACAUUAAGUAGCCACGAUUACUUGCUUCAAACAUUGUGAUAUGAUUUAAGUUUAACAUUUUCCUUCAUGGAUAUUGAAACAAAUGUUUCUUUUACUUGUUAACAUCGGAUUAAUACUUCUUCGUUUAACUCAAAAUAAUACUAGUUUUAUUAAAAAAUAAAGGACAACAAAAAGUUUAUUGAAUCAAGUUA